AUGUGGCAGUAUAAUAUUAUUUGGCUCGAUGCAAAUUCAUCAGAUGCAAAGAGCAGCUUUCGUAAUAAACGUAUCGACGCUCAAACAUUUACCGAUGUAGACCAUUGCAUUGAAUACAUCAGAUCUCAUUCAAAUGAAUCGAUUUAUCUUAUUGUGUCGGGUUCGCUUGCUAAAGAAAUCGUUCCAGAGAUCUAUGAAUUUUCAAAUCUUGUACAAAUCUUUCUUUUUUGUGGAUCCAUUAGUGGUUAUGCAGAAUGGGCUAUGGAUUAUCGAGAUAAAAUAAUGAUAUUUAAUCAUGGAGAUGAUCUUUUAGAACGAUUAUAG
Molecule: messenger RNA, 324 nt
Organism: Rotaria sp. Silwood2
Lineage: Eukaryota; Metazoa; Rotifera; Eurotatoria; Philodinida; Philodinidae
Source: the annotation of a GenBank genome assembly